AUGACACAAUCUUUGAAACCAACUUACCAUGAGGCAGACUACAGAACCGCGCUAUUGCCAGCCAACAAGAUGAAAAACAGGACCUUGUCUGUCUUAGCAGUUGACGAGUACAGGGUGUACCUGCGAUCUCAGCCUAAAGGUAGAACAGACUACAUUAAUGCGGUGGUGGUGCCCUCUUAUACAUCCAAAACUGGGUACAUCGUCACACAGACUCCUCUGGAGGACACCGUGGUGGAUCUGUUGACGAUGAUAAUGGACCACAGCUGUCAAACAAUUGUCAUCAUCGAGCCGGACGACAUUAACUGGCUUCCAGGGGAAGGCGAAGAAAAAACCAUUAGGGAUUUCACUUUGGAACACAAAGGGACGUCUUCAACAAUAGCAAAUGUCAAUUUGGUUGAAAUCACUAUCGAAAAUGUGGUGACUAGCUUUAAUAGCCUUGUUCGAAUGUUCCACAUGACUGGAUGGGAUAGUGACUCGGCAGUCCCUCGGGAUUCGUCCGCGCUACUUCAGCUGCUGGAACUUGUUGACAGCAGACGUAAAUCGGACGAGUCCAAGACUACACUCGUUAUGUGUCGAGACGGAUAUUCCCAGAGUGGACUCUUCUGUUGUAUCAGCAAUGCCAGGGACCAGAUAAAAUCUGACGAGGAAGUUGAUAUCUAUCAGAUUUCUCGUCAGCUACUUGUGCGACGUCCAGCAUUUUUAAUCAAUUUUGAGCAGUACCAAUGUUGCUACAACGUGAUUAAAGACUACCUGGAUACCACUGACGUGUACAUGAACUGA
This is a messenger RNA of Pecten maximus, 780 nucleotides long. RefSeq names its product receptor-type tyrosine-protein phosphatase epsilon-like. Bases 1 to 780 code for a protein of 259 amino acids. The transcript is spliced from 7 exons. Lineage: Eukaryota; Metazoa; Mollusca; Bivalvia; Pectinida; Pectinidae. Gene Ontology annotation, biological process: protein dephosphorylation. The record is from RefSeq and is a predicted model, not a curated record. Gene Ontology annotation, molecular function: protein tyrosine phosphatase activity.